GGCGGCUUUCACAAGCCCGCGGCGGCCGGGCCGAGCGCUUAGCGGGGCCGAGACUGCGCCAUGCAGGAAGCGCCAGCCGCGCUGCCCACGGAGCCGGGCCCCAGCCCCGUGCCUGCCUUCCUCGGAAAGCUGUGGGCGCUGGUGGGAGACCCGGGCACCGACCACCUGAUCCGCUGGAGCCCGAGUGGGACCAGUUUCCUCGUAAGCGACCAGAGCCGCUUCGCAAAGGAAGUGCUGCCCCAGUACUUCAAGCACAGCAACAUGGCGAGCUUCGUGCGGCAACUCAACAUGUACGGUUUUCGGAAGGUGGUGAGCAUCGAGCAGGGCGGCCUGCUCAGGCCGGAGCGCGACCAUGUCGAGUUCCAGCACCCGAGCUUCGUGCGCGGCCGCGAGCAACUACUGGAACGCGUGCGGCGCAAGGUGCCUGCGCUGCGCGGCGACGACGGCCGCUGGCGCCCCGAGGACCUGGGCCGGCUGCUGGGCGAGGUGCAGGCUUUGCGGGGAGUGCAGGAGAGCACCGAGGCGCGGCUGCGGGAGCUCAGGCAGCAGAACGAGAUCUUAUGGAGGGAGGUGAUGACGCUGCGGCAGAGCCACGGUCAGCAACACCGAGUCAUUGGCAAGCUGAUCCAGUGCCUCUUUGGGCCACUUCAGGCAGGGUCCAGCAGCGCAGGAGCUAAGAGAAAGCUGUCCCUGAUGCUGGAUGAGGGGAGCUCAUGCCCAACACCGGCCAAAUUCAACACCUGCCCCCUACCUGGUGCCCUCCUGCAGGACCCCUGCUUUAUCCAGUCGCCCCUCCCAGAGACCACCUUGGGCCUCAGCAGCCCUCAUAGGGCCAGGGGCCCCAUCAUCUCUGACAUCCCAGAAGACUCUCCAUCUCCUGAAGGGACCAGGCUUUCUCCCUCCAGUGAUGGCAGGAGGGAGAAGGGCCUGGCACUGCUCAAAGAAGAGCCGGCCAGCCCAGGGGGGGAAGGCGAGGCCGGGCUGGCCCUGGCCCCAAACGAGUGUGACUUCUGCGUGACAGCCCCCCCACCGCUGCCUGUGGCUGUGGUGCAGGCCAUCCUGGAAGGGAAAGGGAGCUUCAGCCCUGAGGGGCCCAGGAAUGCCCAACAGCCUGAACCAAGGGGUCCCAGGGAGGUACCUGACAGGGGGCCUCUGAGCCUGGAGAGGGGGGGCCGGAGCCCAGACAGUCUGCUGCCUCCAAUGCUGCUUCGGGCCCCCCCUGAAACUGUGGAGCCUGCAGGGCCCCUGGAUGUGCUGGGCCUCAGCCUCCAAGGGCGGGAAUGGACCCUGAUGGACUUGGACAUGGAGCUGUCCCUGAUGCAGCCCUUGGUUCCCGAGAAGGGUGAGACUGAGCUGGCGGUCAAGGGCUUAAAUUCUCCAGGCCCAGGGAAGGACUCCACGCUUGGGGCGCCACUCCUGCUGGACGUCCAAACGGCUUUGGGAGGCCCAGCCCUCGGCCUGCCUGGAGCUUUAACAAUUUACAGCACCCCUGAGAGCCGUGCUUCCUACCUGGGCCCCGGGGCCAAUCCCUCCACGUGAAUCCCGCUCCACUCGGAAGCCAGCCUGGCUGAAGGGCUGGCCUGCGGCAGCACGCCCUUCUCAGCUUCCUGGCGCCCCCUGGCGGAGGCUGAGUGAAGCCCCUCCUACUCAGCGGCCCCUCUCCGUUACCGAGCCCCGCACAUAAACCGCAUUUUUUUCUCUGUUA
This is a messenger RNA of Diceros bicornis minor, 1705 nucleotides long. RefSeq names its product heat shock transcription factor 4 (gene HSF4). The record is from RefSeq and is a predicted model, not a curated record. Gene Ontology annotation, biological process: regulation of DNA-templated transcription. Lineage: Eukaryota; Metazoa; Chordata; Mammalia; Perissodactyla; Rhinocerotidae. Gene Ontology annotation, molecular function: DNA-binding transcription factor activity; sequence-specific DNA binding. The transcript has 13 exons. The coding region runs from base 61 to 1539 and encodes 492 amino acids.